AUGUGGACCAAGGGGGAAAUCACUAUGUGGCUUACAAAGUACAGUUUAGAAAAUUCAUCUUUGUUAUAUUUGACAGGAGAAGAAAUAAUCUUUCUGCAUAAAUUAAAAUAUGAGGCACCUGAGUUUUUCUACCAUUGCUUGGAAUCCAAGCUUCAUCUGGAGUCUUUACUGGAUCUGUCUAGAGCUACCAAUGCUUUAGCAGAUUUGACAUGGUGA
This is a messenger RNA of Candidula unifasciata, 216 nucleotides long. NCBI's taxonomy places the organism in Eukaryota, Metazoa, Mollusca, Gastropoda, Stylommatophora, Geomitridae. The record is from the annotation of a GenBank genome assembly.